AUGGAUCGCCUCCUUCUUGUCUUCUGCAUCAGUGCAUGUUUCCUUUACAACCAUGCAGGAGCACAAGGUGUUGGGAUUAACUAUGGACUACUUGGUAACAACCUUCCACCACCAGAUACAGUUAUUAGACUACUGAAUUCUAAAAACAUCAAAACAGUUCGAAUUUUUGAGCCCGACCCAAAUGUUUUGAGGGCCCUAGGGAAUUCUGGCAUUGAAGUUGUUCUUGGCACGCUCAAUGAGGAUUUACAGCAACUUGCUGAAAAUCCAGCCUUCGCAACUCAAUGGGUUAAUACCAAUGUUAUACCUUAUGUCCCUGCAGUAAAAAUUAGGUAUAUAUCUGCAGGGAAUGAAGUCAUUCUAGGGCCUUUGGCGCAAUUUGUAGCUGGUGCCAUACAAAACUUGGAUAUUGCUCUCAAGGCAAGUAAUGUCUCCGUUCCUGUUAGCACAGCUAUCCAAUUUGAUGCAAUAGGACAAUCUUUCCCACCUUCAAGUGGCGCAUUUAAGAACGAUGCAGUCGGCGCAAUAACACCCGUUGUGGCUUUCUUGGUGUCUAAACAAUACCCAAUUCUAGCAAAUGUGUAUCCUUAUUUUGCAUACGCAAGUGAUACUGUAAACAUUCGAUUAGAUUACGCAUUAGGAACAGCUUCUGGUCCUGUUGUUAACUGA
Hevea brasiliensis (rubber tree) is the source of this 666-nucleotide messenger RNA. RefSeq names its product putative glucan endo-1,3-beta-glucosidase GVI. NCBI's taxonomy places the organism in Eukaryota, Viridiplantae, Streptophyta, Magnoliopsida, Malpighiales, Euphorbiaceae. Gene Ontology annotation, molecular function: hydrolase activity, hydrolyzing O-glycosyl compounds. Gene Ontology annotation, biological process: carbohydrate metabolic process. Bases 1 to 666 code for a protein of 221 amino acids. Gene Ontology annotation, cellular component: plasma membrane. The transcript has 2 exons. The record is from RefSeq and is a predicted model, not a curated record.